Molecule: messenger RNA, 1568 nt
Organism: Sinocyclocheilus anshuiensis
Lineage: Eukaryota; Metazoa; Chordata; Actinopteri; Cypriniformes; Cyprinidae
Product: interferon-inducible double-stranded RNA-dependent protein kinase activator A homolog
Exons: 8
Coding region: 18-941 (307 amino acids)
Biological process (GO): regulation of regulatory ncRNA processing; siRNA processing
Cellular component (GO): RISC complex; RISC-loading complex; cytoplasm
Molecular function (GO): siRNA binding; double-stranded RNA binding
Source: RefSeq, a predicted model, not a curated record
AUAGUCAGUAUAGUGGAAUGCUAUUGGCCAGUGAGUUUGUCAAUCAAUGUAGAAGCGGCAUACGCAUAGCAAUAAUGGCCGAUGCUCAAGUCGCCAUGGCUAAUCAGCGCUGUCAGGAGAAAACACCCGUCCAGAUCCUGCAUGAAUAUGGCAUUAAAAUGGGCAGUGCGCCUGUGUACGAGCUCAUCCAGGCUCAGGCUGACGGAGACACUCACCAGCCCUCCUUCAUGUUCAGUGUCACCAUAGGAGACAUCACAUGCAAAGGUCUUGGAUCCACUAAAAAGGCUGCUAAACAUGAAGCUGCAGAAGCCGCCUUGAAAUUAUUGAAACGAGACACCCAGCCAAAUGAUCGGAGAGAUGGUCUUUCUCCUGAAGCCGGUGAAUACAAUCCUGUAGGAGUCCUGCAGGAGCUGGCAAUGCAGAGAGUGUGGUGUCUGCCGGAGUAUGUGGUGUGUAUGGAGACAGGGCCGGAUCACAUGAAGGAGUUCACCGUUACCUGUCGUCUGGAAGGAUUGGAGGAGUCAGGCACCGGCAGCUCCAAAAAGCUGGCCAGACGCGCAGCAGCCGAACGCAUGCUGGGGAAACUACAGAGUUUGUCCGGAUCUCCCGAGAUCACGUGGAGCCCACCUUCUCGCGUGUAUGUGGAAAGCUUACGGCAGGCCACAGGGGAGAAGAUUUCCCUCCUGAGGAGGACGCCGCUCAGCAUCCCGAACACAGACUACAUUCAGAUGCUGCUGGAGAUCUCACUGGAGCUGGGCUUUCAGGUCACAUACAUAGACAUCGAUGAGCUGACAGUGAACGGCCAGUACCAGUGUUUGAUGGAACUGUCCACCAGGCCGGUGACGGUGUGCCAUGGCACAGGGAUGACCAGCAGUAACGCCCACAACACCGCAGCACAUAACGCCCUGCAGUACAUCAAGAUGGUCGCAAGUAAACUCUAACAGCAGGUCUGGGAUCAGUGUGCACAUGAAUUCUGACCUGCAUAGCAACUGACUCCGAGCCUGUUUCACACAGCACACACAAGCACUGCAACCAAUGACGCAUUCUGCUGUAAGGGACCCGACACUCUGCAGAAAAUAAAUGAAAUUCUGGAUUACAACACUGAGUUUAUUCUUGGUUGUUGCAAAGCGCUACAUUUACAUCCAAAUUUACAGUGAACCUCAAACUGGAGUAAGUCAGAUGUACUUGUUUUUUUGUUUGUCACUACAUGAAACCUGACUGAAAUACUCUAAUAGUUUUUUUUUUUAAUUGCUUACACCCUCAAAGUUAUAUAUGAGGCACACCAUUCGCUCAUAUACCAUAUCUUCAGACCAAGUCACAAUCAAAAUAAAAAAAAUUAUCACAAACAUUUGCAUUUCUGCUUACAGUACUUUGUAAAUAUAUUCUGAAUAUGCAUACAUAACUUUAUUUCUAAUGCUUUAUACAGCACAGAUUGUUUCAAAGCAGUAGUAACAAAUUCAAACAAGCCAAUCGUGUCAUUAUACAGCUCAAGUUAGUUCAGUGUUGAUUCAGUCCAGUUCAAUAACUAAUGCUCAUCAGUUGUGCAUACUGUAUUUACAGUGUAUUUU